GGAGUUAAUUUUUUGUUUGUACAAAGCAAUAAAAUGGUAAAAUUAGAGAAGAAAGAAGAAGAGGAUAAUAAUAAGGGUGAUCAUAUAGCUUUGUCAAUGCCAUGGUGGUGGUGCUCUCGUGACACCAGCUAUAGUAAUCGCCAUUCAUCUCUUUGGCUUCACACAACUCUAACAGAAUUGGAUGAGAAUAUAAAAACAAUGGUAAGUAUAAUUGACGAAGAUGGAGACUCUUUCCCAAAGAAAAGGCCUCAGCUUAUAAAAGUACUGAAUGAGUUGCAUAACUCUUACCGUUGGCUGGCUGAAAGGUACGACUCACUUAUUAUUAGAUCUCAUCAAUCUCAUGAUUAUCAUUACAAUUUUCAACGUCCAAGAUCAAUGAUUAAGUCCUUGAGACAAAUUCAUCACAAGAAGUACGAUGAUAUGGGAAAGACUUUUAUAAGUCAUGAAGAGAAUUUUUACGAUUUAGAAAUAAUAAAUGGUGGUGGUGAUGAUAAAAUGUGGAGAGGGAAAGAGGUAUGUGAAAUGAUAGAGGAACAUUUGCGUCAGCAAGAUGAGUUAAUCAGAAGAAAUGAGAAGAAAAGAGAGAGAAUAAAGGAGCUUAGUUCACAGGUAAAGAGGUUAAUGGAAGAGAAUAGGGCUCUAAAGGCUUGUUUGGCAACACAAAACCACUUACAAUCUCAUCAUCAUCAGUCACAUUGUUCCAAGUCCUUUUUCUUUGGAAAGCUUAUUGGAUGCACUCGUUAAUUAUGAUCUCAUUUUCUGAUGAGAUCUAUAUUCAUAAAACAAUUUUAGUAUUCAUAUGUAAUGGUGGUUGGUUUUGUUGGCAAUAAUAAAUGGUGUUAAUAAUCACUAUUCUUAUUAUGUUUUAA
Cannabis sativa is the source of this 869-nucleotide messenger RNA. Its product is annotated as protein NETWORKED 3A. The record is from RefSeq and is a predicted model, not a curated record. Bases 34 to 744 code for a protein of 236 amino acids. The transcript has 2 exons. NCBI's taxonomy places the organism in Eukaryota, Viridiplantae, Streptophyta, Magnoliopsida, Rosales, Cannabaceae. Gene Ontology annotation, molecular function: actin binding.